Pungitius pungitius (ninespine stickleback) is the source of this 1981-nucleotide messenger RNA. RefSeq names its product cytochrome P450 2K1-like. The transcript has 11 exons. Lineage: Eukaryota; Metazoa; Chordata; Actinopteri; Perciformes; Gasterosteidae. Gene Ontology annotation, cellular component: intracellular membrane-bounded organelle; cytoplasm. The record is from RefSeq and is a predicted model, not a curated record. The coding region runs from base 79 to 1446 and encodes 455 amino acids. Gene Ontology annotation, molecular function: iron ion binding; oxidoreductase activity, acting on paired donors, with incorporation or reduction of molecular oxygen, reduced flavin or flavoprotein as one donor, and incorporation of one atom of oxygen; heme binding. Gene Ontology annotation, biological process: xenobiotic metabolic process.
CUACUCUGCUGGUUCCAAGAAGAGACGAGGGAGCCUCCCUGACCUAAACCUCUUCCCCUGCUUGGUAACUUGCUUCAGAUGGAUCUCAAGAGAAUGGACCGCUCUCUUGUUGAUCUUUCCAAGAAAUAUGGAUCGGUGUUCACAGUGUACCUUGGACCUCACAAAGUGGUGAUUCUGGCUGGAUACAAGACCGUGAAGCAGGCACUGAUCAACCAUGCUGUGGAGUUUGGAGACAGAUAUAUCAGUCUCGCUAACCAUGACUUAAGUGGUGAACAAAGAAAUGGAAUCAUGUUUGCCAACGGAGACUCGUGGAAAGAAAUGAGGCGUUUUGCUCUGAGCAACCUGAGAGACUUUGGGAUGGGCAAAAAAACAGCAGAGAAUAAAAUCAUUGAUGAGAUUCAGUAUCUGAUUGAUGUGUUUGAAAGACAUGAAGGUCAACCCUUCAGUAAUGCCAAGUCAAUAAAUUAUGCAGUCUCCAACAUCAUCUCUUCAAUCGUCUUUGGCAGCAGAUUUGAAUACAGUAAUGAAGAGUUUAAACUCAUGGUAACCCGAGCAAAUGAAAACAUUCAGCUUUUAGGUUCUUCUUCAAUACAGUUGUUUGAAAUGUUCCCGUGUAUAUUUCAAUGUGCGAGAAACAGAAUGCGUCUCAAGAGGAACGUUGCUGAAAACCGAAAACAGAUAAAACUGCUGAUCGGACGUCUACAAGAAACCUUGAAUGUUGAGAUGUGCAGAGGAUUUGUGGACUCGUUCCUAGCACACAAACAGAAGCUGGAGGAUUUGAAGAUUACGGAUUCACACUAUGACAUGGAGAACCUGGUGUCGACUGCUGCCAACCUCUUUGCGGCUGGUACUGAUACGACAGGAACUACACUGAGAUGGGUUCUGUUGCUGAUGGCCAAAUAUCCCCAAAUUCAAGACCAGGUCCAGGUGGAGCUGAGCAGGGUGGUUGGAGACCGUCAGGUGAGGGCAGAGGACAGGAAGAACCUGCCCUUUGCUGACGCUGUCAUCCAUGAGACACAGAGAUUUGCUAAUAUACUUCCCAUCGCUAUUCCUCAUCACACCAGCACAGAUGUGACUUUUCAGGGAUAUUUCAUAAGAAAGGGGACCCCCGUGUUUCCUCUUUUGACAUCGGUUUUGUGGGAUGAGAGUGAGUGGGAGACCCCACGCACCUUUAAUCCUGCCCAUUUCUUGGACAAGGACGGGAAAUUUGUCAUGAGAGACGCCUUCAUGCCCUUCUCUGCAGGACGCAGGGCGUGUCCUGGAGAAGGUCUGGCCAAGAUGGAGCUCUUCCUCUUCUUCACUUCCCUCGUACAGCGCUUCCGUUUCACUCCUCCACCUGGAGUGAAAGAGGAGGAUCUGGAUCUGACUCCAGCUGUGGGCUUCACCCGCACCCCUUCACCUCAUGAGCUGUGUGCUGUCAGUCGUGAGGGAAUUCAAAAUGAGUAGAUUAAUACUUAAGGACUUUACUUAAUAAGUAAAUGGGAUAACAAUUAUUUAAAAGCUGUUAGAAAAGCUAUUUUCUACCUUGAUUCAUUAGGCGAAACAUCAAUGUGUUUAAAAGACGUCGCCACAGGGUUGAGUAUGUUAUUGAUUCAUGAUAUGUUUUGUGGUAUUAUUAACAUGUGUAAUGGUAAAAUAUGUUAUAACAUAGUCUUAUGCCGAAAGAGUGAUUAUUGUCUCUAUUGAAGUAAUGUGAGAAGAGAAGGGAGAUUCAAAAGGUGUCUUUUGCAACUGUCUAAAGGAAGACGCUUUCUCACAAAUGCUCAUUUAAAGGAACCCUGUCACCCCCAUAUUAAUCCUGGUUCUCAUCUCCACUUGGUUUGCAACAUUUCAUACCUGCCGCUGAGGAUGACCUUCAUGUGCGUCUAUAAGAACUCAGCAUUUUCACUUCUCGAAGACGCCAUCUCCACAGAGCAUCGUUAUACGCGCUUGUGUAUUUGACCUCCUGCUCGCAAGCAAUAAAUGGACUUUUUUGAUCAUU